GUUCCGAUGCUUGGAGAGAGAGCACAAUAAGAGGCCCUCCAUGAAAGAGGUUGUGAUCGCCUUGGAAGCCAUUGCAGCUUUGGAAUAGACUACGACGAUGACGACGACGACGACGAAAUCUCGGGUUUGUUGUUCUUCUGUUUUUGAUUCCUCGGAAUACUCAGCAGCAAAGGCGCGGGUAUUGGCUACUUAUCUGUUAAUGGACAGAAAGAAGGAUAAUCUUGGUGUUAAAUUUUUGGGGAAUUCAGUUUCCUAUAUGCGAAAAUGGCUGUUUCGGGUGUUGUCCAUUGGCCCGGUUCCGAGGCAUCUAGCCUUCAUUUUGGAUGGGAAUCGGAGGUAUGCGAAGAAGCACAAUCUUGGCGACGGGAUGGGUCACCGAGCUGGAUUUCUAGCUCUAAUGUCGAUAAUGAAGUAUUGCUACGAGCUCGGGGUGAAGUACGUGACGAUAUACGCAUUCAGCAUCGACAAUUUCAGGAGGCGGCCGGAGGAAGUGCAGUCGGUGAUGGAUCUUAUGCUCGAGAAGAUCGAGGGGCUGAUCAAGGAAGAAAGCCUCGUGAACGAGUACGGCGUGCGCGUCUAUUUCAUCGGGAACUUGAAGCUCUUGAACGAUCCCGUCCGCGCAGCCGCCGAGCGCGCCAUGAAGGCGACGUCGAACAACAGCAACAGCAUUCUUCUCAUCUGCGUCGCCUAUACUUCGACGGAUGAGAUCACGAAUGCUGCUCAAGUUUCUUGCGACGAGAAGUUGGGAUUGGCCGGAGUGAUCGGAGGAGAAGAUGAAGACGGGGACAUUGUCGUCGAGGGGGAAGAAAAUGGCGAAUGCAACGGACAAGAUGAAGUUGAAGACGAAGAUGAAGAUGAGGAGAUUAUCAAGCUAGCGGACGUGGAGAAACAUAUGUCGAUGGGAGUGGCUCCGGAUCCGGAUAUUAUGAUCAGGACUUCCGGGGAGACGAGGCUGAGCAACUUCUUGCUGUGGCAGACCACGAACUGCCUGCUGUACUCGCCGUCAGCGCUGUGGCCGGAGAUUGGGCUGCGCCACCUUGUGUGGGCGGUGCUGAACUUUCAGAGAAACCAUCUUUACUUUGAGAAGAAACGGAAGCAAAAUUGACUUGGUGUAGCAAAGAACUCGGAAAUGUGUUGUUCGUUCUUAUGGGGGAAUUAUUUAUAUACUUUUACCUUUGUUCGGGCUUUGCUUUGCGUUGUUAUUGUUGAUGUUAUUU
Messenger RNA from Andrographis paniculata, 1217 nucleotides. RefSeq names its product dehydrodolichyl diphosphate synthase 6-like. The coding region runs from base 98 to 1105 and encodes 335 amino acids. Gene Ontology annotation, biological process: polyprenol biosynthetic process. The transcript has 3 exons. The record is from RefSeq and is a predicted model, not a curated record. Lineage: Eukaryota; Viridiplantae; Streptophyta; Magnoliopsida; Lamiales; Acanthaceae. Gene Ontology annotation, cellular component: endoplasmic reticulum.